GCCAGCAAACCGGACUGAACGUCACAUUCCUGCAUUCCCUUUUUCCUCAGACUGGGACGUCGGAGUUAGCUACCACUAGAUAGCUAAUCCUCUUCCCCAGUUCUCUUUUUUGAGAUACGCACCCAUGACACGGCGGAUUUGAUCCCAGGAGGUGAUCCCGAGUUCCCCAGGAGUCAGAAUCUCUUUUCGGGUCACUUUCCUCCCUCCCUUCCCCUUUUCCCCCUUCCACCCGUCACAGCGCCGGUCGCCAUGGAGAACUCUUCGGUGGCGUCCGCAUCAUCCGAGGCUGGCAGCACGCGCUCACAGGAGAUCGAAGAGCUGGAGCGCUUCAUAGACAGCUAUGUGCUGGAGUACCAGGUGCAGGGGCUUCUGGGAGACAAGGCAGAUGGAGACUUGGACUUGGACAAUGGUGGCAAGGUGCCACAGUGGACGGAUGACUGUAACAACAAGAAAGAUGGCAGCUGGACGUCUUCGCGCGGGAGAGGCUCAUUCAAGCCAGACGAAUGGGAACAUAGCAGUAAUGGCAGUACGGGUUCCAGGCCCAGUUCAGGUUCUAGACCAGGAUCUGGCUCACGGUCCGGCAGCAGAGGCAGAAACAACCAGUUCAAAGGCCCUGCCAAGAAUGGGAACAGAGAUGGCUCCUUUGACAUCCUGGGGACAGACAUAUGGGCUGCCAACACAAUGGACUCACACGGAGGUGCAGGUUGGGACGUGCAGCCAGAGAAGCUCGACUUCAGCCAUUUCCACAGGAAACACUUAAGAGGAACGCCCAAGCACCUGCCGCACAUUGACAGAGAGGGGAUGAACAAGAACAGAUUUGAGGAAGAUGAUGGCAUAGACAUGAAUGACAUAGAAAGGUUCCUACCCCAUCUGCGCUCUGUCUUCCCACCCCUUCCUAAUGAGGCCGAAAUCGCACACACCAAGAAGCUCUUCCGACGCAGGAGGAGUGACCGACGAACGGUUGAUCAGUUCACCCGAGACCAGUUAACCAUACUUCUGCCCGCUGGCCCUGGGGGAAAGCGACAAGUCUCAGCCAGGAGACAGCAGCGGCUUCAGGGAGGAGGAGGCGGUGGAGGGAAGAAUCAACCUCAGCUGAUACAACAACAGCAACAAUCACCUCAGCACCAGAGGGAUCAAACCCAACAAGAGUCACCAAACCAACAGCAGCAGAAUUUAACAGAACUGGGAGAUAACCGAAACAAUAGUGCUGGUCGGCCGCCUCGUCAGUAUCAAGGAGGACAUGGGCAGCGCCAAGGAGGACCAGCACACCACGGAUAUAGCCAGAACCGGCGUUGGCACCACAAUCAGAAAGGUCAGGGCCAUGGACAGACAAACCCUACAGGUGAUAAAGGAAUGCCCCAAAGAACAACCAAAGACAAAGAGACUGAGAUUGUGAAACUGGGUGACGAGCAGAUCAGACCACUUCAAGACUUCGACAGCAAGAGUCCCAACGAAUCACCCCAUUCUGAGUCAACACUCACCACCAAUGUUUUCCCAGAUCUCACAGUUAACAAGGAAUCUCCAGUAGGCAGUGGGAAAGCAAGCGAAGGCCAACCACAGCAGCCCAAAAUCAGCUUGCUGCAGUCGUCAAAGGAGAGGCUGAGGAGGAGACUAAAGGACAAGGAGGAGGCACAUGUGGCGGCGUCGGGCUCCGGAUCAAAGAGCAUGGACCGGCUGGUGGAGCUUCUGAACAGCAUGAGGAGCAACAGCAGCGGGGUGGAGCAGCAGCUGGCCUCCUUCAUGGAGGAGGCACAGUGUUCGGCGCGCUCUGAGGAGACCCUGGCUCAGGUGGUCAGCACCAUCUACUCGAAGGCCGUGUCAGACAGGAGCUUCGCCGCCACUGCCGCCAAGCUCUGCGACAAGAUGGCGCUGUUCAUGGUGGAGGGGACCAAGUUCAGAUCGCUGCUUCUCAACAUGCUGCAGCGGGACUUCUCCCGUCGAGAGGAGCUGCAGCAGUCUGAUGUGGAGAGGUGGUUAGGUUUCAUCACCUUCUUGUGUGAGGUGUUUGGUACCAUGAGGAGCAGCUCCGGGGAGCCAUUCAGGGUGCUGGUUUGUCCCAUCUACACCUGCCUGCGAGAGUUGUUAGAGUCCUCAGAUGUUAAGGAAGAUGCAGUCCUCUGCUGUUCUAUGGAGUUGCAGAGCAUGGGGCGUCUCCUGGAAGAGCAGCUCCCAGAGAUGAUGACGGAGCUUCUAGCAGCCGUCCGGGACAAGAUGCUUUGUCCGGUCGAGUCGCCGCUGACCCGCUCUCUCCUCAUGGAGGUCAUCGAGCUGCAUGCACACCGCUGGAGCCCCCUCGAGGCUCUCACCACACAGUACUACAACCGUACCAUCCAAAAGCUCACCACCACUGCCUAGGUGCCAGCUCUGCCAGGAGGAGAGGAGACAAGCCCCCGAUUCCCCACAGCAACGUUUUCGCCCAUGGGAAAACAUUUUCCAGAGGGGCAUCAGUGUUCUCGUCUAGUUUUACCAAAACACGGGAAUUUUAUACUGACGUCACUCUCUUACCUAAAUAAAUACGUGGCUUUAAGCGGUUA
This is a messenger RNA of Scatophagus argus, 2534 nucleotides long. It is a transcript of the gene ctif, whose product is annotated as CBP80/20-dependent translation initiation factor. NCBI's taxonomy places the organism in Eukaryota, Metazoa, Chordata, Actinopteri, Scatophagidae. Gene Ontology annotation, molecular function: translation activator activity; RNA binding; protein binding. Gene Ontology annotation, cellular component: cytosol. The transcript is spliced from 14 exons. Gene Ontology annotation, biological process: regulation of translational initiation. The record is from RefSeq and is a predicted model, not a curated record. The coding region runs from base 250 to 2355 and encodes 701 amino acids.